AUGGAGCGCAGUAGCUGGAGCGGCAGUGAGAGUCCCGGGGAGGACAUGGACAGACUGAGUGACUCGGGAGGGGACAAGACCAUGGACGGGGACCCCGAGGGGGUCUGGAGCCCCGACAUCGAGCAGAGCUUCCAGGAGGCCCUGGCCAUCUACCCGCCCUGUGGAAGGAGGAAGAUUAUACUGUCGGAUGAGGGAAAGAUGUACGGCCGAAAUGAGCUCAUAGCCAGAUACAUCAAGCUCCGAACGGGCAAGACGCGGACGAGGAAACAGGUAUCCAGUCAUAUUCAGGUCUUAGCCAGAAGAAAAUCCAGGGAGUUUCAGUCCAAACUAAAGGUAAGGGGUGUAGACCAGAAUGCCAAGGAGAAAGCUCUGCAGAGCAUCUCCUCCAUGUCCUCGGCUCAGAUCGUCUCAGCCACUGCCAUACACAGCAAGCUCCUGCCUGGAAUAGUACGGGCCAGCUUCCCUGGCAACCCGCAGCUGUGGCAGGGGAUGAUCCCAGGGGGACAGUCCAGCUCCACCACAGAAGACAUCAAGCCGUUCUCUCAGCAGGCCUACAAUGUGCAGACAGCAGGGACCACCACAAUCUCAGCCUACGAGCCUCCCACUACAGCCCAAACACACAGAGAGCCAGCAUGGCAGGGUCGCUCUAUCGGCACCACCAAACUACGACUGGUGGAGUUUUCAUCUUUCCUGGAGACACAGAGGGACCAGGAGGCAUACAACAAGCACCUAUUUGUGCACAUCAGCCAGAGCAGUCCGAGCUACAGCGACCCACUGCUGGAGUGUGUGGACAUCAGGCAGAUCUACGACAAGUUCCCCGAGAAGAAGGGCGGCCUCAAGGAGCUGUUUGGCAAGGGCCCACAAAACGCGUUCUACCUGAUCAAGUUCUGGGCGGACCUGAACUAUAAUGUGCAGGACGACCCCGCGGCCUUCUACGGUGUGACCAGCCAGUACGAGAGCUCGGAGAACAUGACCAUCACCUGCUCCACCAAGGUCUGCUCUUUCGGCAAGCAGGUGGUUGAGAAAGUGGAGUCGUCACGCGCGCGGUUUGAAAACGGGCGUUUCGUCUACAGAAUCAGUCGCUCUCCAAUGUGUGAAUACAUGAUCAACUUCAUCCACAAGCUCAAACACCUGCCUGAGAAAUACAUGAUGAACAGUGUGCUGGAGAACUUCACUAUUCUGCUGGUGGUGAGCAACAGAGACACUCAGGAGACCUUGCUGUGUAUGGCGUGUGUGUUCGAGGUGUCCAACAACGAGCAUGGAGCACAGCACCACAUCUAUCGACUCGUCAAGGAAUAACACACACACUUAUACAUAUAAAUAUAUAUAUACACACAUACACGGACACACACAUAUGGCCUUUGUUUGGUGACUGAUGGCGACACUGGAGGUAAAAAAAAAAACAAAAAAAACAAGUGUCUUUCAGCCAAACAACUUCGAUUUAGU
Messenger RNA from Seriola dumerili (greater amberjack), 1446 nucleotides. RefSeq names its product transcriptional enhancer factor TEF-1-like (gene tead1a). Gene Ontology annotation, cellular component: transcription regulator complex. The record is from RefSeq and is a predicted model, not a curated record. The coding region runs from base 1 to 1299 and encodes 432 amino acids. Gene Ontology annotation, molecular function: RNA polymerase II cis-regulatory region sequence-specific DNA binding; DNA-binding transcription factor activity, RNA polymerase II-specific. Gene Ontology annotation, biological process: regulation of transcription by RNA polymerase II; embryonic organ development; hippo signaling. The transcript has 11 exons. Lineage: Eukaryota; Metazoa; Chordata; Actinopteri; Carangiformes; Carangidae.